Molecule: messenger RNA, 1281 nt
Organism: Hyalella azteca
Lineage: Eukaryota; Metazoa; Arthropoda; Malacostraca; Amphipoda; Hyalellidae
Exons: 7
Coding region: 376-1281 (301 amino acids)
Source: RefSeq, a predicted model, not a curated record
CCUUUUUCUGACCACACCCUGCUCCACCUCUUGUUCUCUUCCACUCUUUCCUAGUAGCAACGUAUAAACAACAAAAAUGCUACGUAGACAUUCAGCACGAACCCGUAAUCGUUGUUCACCUGAUACGAGGAUGCCGUCGUUCAGUUGAAGGAUGAAGCUGCUGGGCAUAUGCGCACCUCGUGUCAUCAUAAGUGAAAAAGUUCUCACAUAAUAAAAUUUGUUCUUCAACUUGCAGUCGUGGACAUUUGGCCGCUGGAUCCCGCCUGGGCUUUGCUUCUACCGAGCCCGCCACCGCCGUUUCAGGAGGGGCACGACGCUGAGGUAGAGACCAGCGAGGCCGGGCACCUACCAUCACUGCCCCCACCGAGGCUGAUCAUGUGGGACGUCGAACCCGGCAGCCGUGAGGCCAUCGUCCGGGUCAUCCGCACAGUUGCUCCCGACACCAAAAGACUGGGCGGCAUACGGCUGCCGGACUGCGGGUUGGGAGACGACGAACUGCGGCAACUGCUGGAGGAACUACACCAAAGUGGCAUCAGAACUCACGAUGCCGACCGCACGCUUUGCAAAAGAGAAGCCGAUGGCCAAGUGUGGCUUCGCCUGACAGACGCUCCCCCUGGUGUGGGACGGCAGAGCAUUACGAUGGCUGUGGACCAAAUCCUCGCACAUCUGCAGUCCAUCGAUGACGAGGUCUUCGAGGCCGAGUGGCCGGAGUUGCAGAACGCCAUGUAUCACGCACGCGCCUCCGCACGGGACUGGCAGGAUGCGAUGCUGUGCCGUCCAUGGGAAGCGCGGCUCGCUAUCAAAGCCGCGAAAUUCACCGGCAGAGAGUUCAUGAUAAAGACCGGCCGUGACCUAGCAGCGGUGGCGCUCAUGCUGCCGCACAAUGGAAAACUGAACGUGACUGUGAAUUCGUCAUUGGAAGUCCUAGAUUCACCCGCGUGGCAGCAGAUUGCAUUGCACCACCAUGGGGAGUUGAAUCUCAAAUUUCCAUUUUUUGACGAUUAUUGCGGUCAUCCCGACCCCUGCGACGACCUCCUCCCGCCACUGGUCGGCAGCAGGUACAAUCAAAUUUCGAUUAUGGAGCCUGAACUCCUGGAGGUGGAGGAGCAGCGGCGGCUGCUGGCGCUUCUGCACGAGUCUGGUGUCCGCACCGACGGUUCAGGCGUCACGCGCAUCAUGUGUGGAUACGACGACGACAUUCGUCUUAUGAUUACCGAUGAACCUCCUCCUGCCAGCGACUUGGACCCAUCGAUCAAGAACGAUGGAUGCUGCCUUUGUUAG